Molecule: messenger RNA, 1416 nt
Organism: Emericellopsis atlantica
Lineage: Eukaryota; Fungi; Ascomycota; Sordariomycetes; Hypocreales; Bionectriaceae
Product: citrate synthase-like protein
Exons: 3
Coding region: 1-1416 (471 amino acids)
Biological process (GO): tricarboxylic acid cycle; citrate metabolic process; carbohydrate metabolic process
Cellular component (GO): mitochondrial matrix
Source: RefSeq, a predicted model, not a curated record
AUGGCCUCCGUCCGCGUGAGCAACUCCAUGCUGAGGGCUUCCCUCCGUACCCCUGCCUUCACUGGCCGGGCUACUGGCUACAACGCGGUCCGCAGCUAUUCUGCUAAGACACAGACCCUCAAGGAGCGCUUCGCUGAGCUUCUCCCCGAGAAGCAGGAGCAGGUCAAGGCUCUGCGCAAGGAGCACGGCUCCAAGGUCGUCGACAAGGUCACCCUGGACCAGGUCUACGGUGGCGCCCGUGGCAUCAAGUGCCUCGUCUGGGAGGGUUCCGUCCUCGACUCUGAGGAGGGCAUCCGCUUCCGCGGCAAGACCAUCCCCGAGUGCCAGGAGCUUCUCCCCAAGGCCCCCGGUGGCAAGGAGCCCCUGCCCGAGGGUCUCUUCUGGCUUCUCCUGACCGGCGAGGUCCCUACCGAGCAGCAGGUCCGCGCCCUGUCCGCCGAGUGGGCGGCCCGCUCCGACAUCCCCAAGUUCGUCGAGGAGCUCAUCGACCACUGCCCUACCGACCUCCACCCCAUGGCCCAGUUCUCGCUGGCCGUCAACGCGCUCGAGCACACCUCGUCGUUCGCCAAGGCCUACGCCAAGGGCAUCAACAAGAAGGAGUACUGGAGCUACACCUUUGAGGACUCGAUGGACCUCAUCGCCAAGCUGCCCAACAUUGCCUCGCGCAUCUACCAGAACGUCUUCAAGGGCGGCAAGGUGGCCCCCAUCCAGAAGGACCAGGACUACUCCUUCAACUUUGCCAACCAGCUCGGCUUUGGCGACAACAAGGACUUUGUCGAGCUCCUCCGUCUCUACCUGACCAUCCACACCGACCACGAGGGUGGCAACGUCUCUGCCCACACCACCCACCUGGUCGGCAGCGCCCUCAGCUCCCCCUUCCUGUCCCUCGCCGCCGGUCUGAACGGUCUGGCCGGUCCCCUGCACGGCCUGGCCAACCAGGAGGUGCUCAACUGGCUCGAGGAGAUGAAGAAGUCUGUUGGCGAUGACCUCAGCGACAAGUCCAUCACCGACUACCUGUGGUCGACCCUCAACUCGGGCCGCGUCGUCCCCGGCUACGGCCACGCCGUCCUCCGCAAGACGGACCCCCGCUACAUGGCCCAGCGCAAGUUCGCCCAGGAGAAGAUGCCCAACGACCCCAUGUUCCAGCUCGUCAGCCAGGUCUACAAGAUCGCCCCCGGCGUCCUCACCGAGCACGGCAAGACCAAGAACCCCUUCCCCAACGUCGACGCCCACUCUGGUGUCCUCCUGCAGCACUACGGUCUCACCGAGGCCAACUACUACACCGUGCUCUUUGGUGUCUCGCGCGCCAUUGGUGUCCUUCCCCAGCUCAUCAUUGACCGUGCCCUCGGUGCCCCCAUUGAGCGCCCCAAGUCCUUCUCCACCGACAAGUGGGCUGAGCUCGUCAAGAAGCUGUAA